GGAAGGGGAAGGGGAAAAUAUAGUGAGGUAUUUGAAGGUAUAAAUGUGGCAAAUAAUGAAAGAUGUGUCAUCAAAAUUCUCAAACCAGUUAAGAAGAAGAUAAAGAGGGAGAUUAAGAUACUUCAAAAUCUUUGUGGAGGUCCAAAUAUUGUGAAGCUGCUAGAUAUAGUUAGAGAUCAGCAUUCAAAGACACCAAGCUUGGAACUGUGUUGUGAUAUCAAAGUAUUGCCUCAUUGCUAUGUGAUUAUGGACAAUAUGCAUUAUUGUUUCCCCUGGAGAAGGUUUAUCUCUCCCAAGUUAUAUGUUUCUUUGGUAUUCUAUUUACAAUCAGGUUGGUUUUGUUAGGGUAUUUCAUAUUUAGAAAUUUUAACGCAUCAUGUGAUUCUGCAAAAGCACCUUGGUUCAUGAUCUCAUAUAUGAAUAUGUAGUAACUAAGUUUUUUUGUUUUUCCUUUUCCCUAUCAUAUUUGUAUCAUAGAUGAAUUUUACAUAUGCAUCUUAAAUUUCUACAUUUUAGACAAGAAAUAUUUUCUAGUAGAAAAUGAGGAUAAAUGUUUUAUAUAUUUUGCUAGUUUAUGUGAUACGAGAUAUCUCUAAAUAUUCUCUCUACCCUAGUAUUUAUUUAGUUAUUGAUUUGCAUAUCUUUCCCAUAUAAUUAGUUUCUUAUUCUCUAAGUAAGGUAUUAACAUUAUAAAUAAGGACAUUGUUAUUCUUUUCUAUCAUUCAAGAAAUAUCAAAUUAUCUUAUUUUCCUUUUAUCGUGUUUUACUUUCUUUUGCAAUCCUAAAUCUUGGUUUGAUCGACGUGCAAAGCUCCCGCGACUACCGUUUAUCGUGUUAAGGGAACUUCAUCCUUAACAAUUGGUGCUUUCAUCUUCGCAACUCAUGACUCAUACCGACGGGAAUCAACACCAUCAACCUUGGGGAGUGCCACGCCCGAGGGAGUCAUCGCUGCUGGUGGAGGCUUCAUUGGAAGAGUUCAUGACCUCGCAGCUUGAGCGUGUCGCAGCUGCACUCAACAAAUUAGAGGCCCGACUUGACGCUGAUGUUCUUCGAGUAAGCGCAACACAGGCGACGCCACACCCGAUUCCUGCGCCCCCCUUUAGCGCACCAAGGCUUGCAUCGGGGUACUAUCCGCGCCCCGAACCUGACCCACCCGACGGGCCGCCUCUGAACGCCACUGCACAGCCGCCUUACGCGCACUACGAACCACCGACAUACACCGUCCCAGACACCUACAUCGCGCACCAGCAACAUCACCCCUACCUGGCCCGACAACCCACUUGCUGGGACCCACCAUGGUCGAGCCAGACGACCUCAUACCAGCCGGAGCAGCAAGACCGUGCGUGGGACUACGCCUACGGACCUCCAUCAUACCAACACGCCGAGCCCUCCUGGAAGCAGCACAACCCAUGCUUGGGCACACCACCUUGGCAGUCUGAUCACACGGUAUUGUACCCAUCAAUACCACCGCCGUUGCCCCAGCGCCCGCUCUCCUGGGAUCCAACGAGUUUCCAGCCCUUGGCAACAGCACUGCUGCCUGCAGCUGUUGCUCCUCCACCUCAUGCCUAUGAUUCCCGACAGCCCUCGCGUCUCCACCUCCCGAGCUCAAUGAAUGAGGUUAUCUCUGAUCCCGACCCUAAUCUUUUCUGCUUCAAAUCGUUGGUGUCUCCUUUCCAUACAGAAGAAUGUUUUCUGAAACUAAAUUCAUCCACCCAAAACAUGUGCUCAAUCGAGAAUACAUUUGAAGACAACGUCAAAGAUUUGGAGAAAGAGAGUGAGAAUGAGAGGAAAAUGUCGGAGGAAUCUCACAAUUUUGAUGAUAAAAGUAUUAAUAAUGGUGCGUUCGACGCCGAUGAUAAGUUGAUCCCUCAACGCAGCGACACAUUGGACAGGAGCCUGGACUCUACAGUACGGAGCUCACUUAUGGGUCCCUCUAUGGAGCAGUUGCAAAGUGAACAGGUGGAUAAAAUCAAAGAGCGUUCCUGCCCCGAACAUCUUGUUGUAGUGCGGAAGCCACUGCUCCGUUCUACAAGUCCCUACUCAGCACUCACACCGACCGCUGCUGCUGUCCCACGGCCACCACAGCCGCACCCACCCUUCUAUUCACGAUCUCGAUUCGUCACAGACAAGGACAGAAUAUGGGAGGAGGUUCCUCGCAAUGUUGUCGUCGCCAUUGGCGCUAAUGUUGCAAGUAUUAAUCAUCGUUCAACAACGCUCGACACUGACGGCCGGUUGAUCCCUCCGCGCAACGACAUGUCGUGUACAAUUAUGUAUUGUCACAAAUUCCUAUUGACCAAGUAUGAUGAGAAGGCUGAAGUAGCAGAUGCUCUAGGAGGGUGGAGUUGUUCGACGUAUGUAGGAAUUUGGAAUUGCAUUGUGUGCAUAACAAAGAAAGAUGACACCGACGAGAAGUCCAAGAAAGCUAAAAAUGCGUUCUUUUCCACAGUGGAUGUCCUUACACUUCGUCGGCUUUGUGCAAGUCUUGAGCAUUUGCAUACAUUUGAUCCAGGAGGGGAGGUUUCACCAAAGCUUAUGUCCGCGAUGAUCUUCAUUGUGUUGUGGUUUCCACCUUGAGGACAAGAUGGAUUUUAACCGCGGAGGAGUUGAUACGAGCAUAUCUCUAAAUAUUCUCUCUACCCUAGUAUUUAUUUAGUUAUUGACUUGCAUAUCUUUCCCAUAUAAUUAGUUUCUUAUUCUCUAAGUUAGGUAUUAACAUUAUAAAUAAGGACAUUGUUA
This is a messenger RNA of Salvia splendens (bonfire salvia), 2736 nucleotides long. RefSeq lists its product as uncharacterized. The coding region runs from base 883 to 2574 and encodes 563 amino acids. Lineage: Eukaryota; Viridiplantae; Streptophyta; Magnoliopsida; Lamiales; Lamiaceae. The record is from RefSeq and is a predicted model, not a curated record. The transcript has 2 exons.